Messenger RNA from Lachnellula hyalina, 453 nucleotides. RefSeq names its product Plasma membrane proteolipid (gene pmp31). The record is from RefSeq and is a predicted model, not a curated record. The coding region runs from base 1 to 453 and encodes 150 amino acids. NCBI's taxonomy places the organism in Eukaryota, Fungi, Ascomycota, Leotiomycetes, Helotiales, Lachnaceae. Gene Ontology annotation, biological process: endosome transport via multivesicular body sorting pathway. Gene Ontology annotation, molecular function: ubiquitin protein ligase binding. The transcript is spliced from 2 exons. Gene Ontology annotation, cellular component: fungal-type vacuole membrane; fungal-type vacuole lumen.
AUGUGUUCUUCAGAUAUCUUCCUCGGCUUGAUUGCCAUCCUCUUUCCCCCAAUUGCAGUCUGGGUCAAGUGCGGCAUAUGCUCCGCCGACUCUCUCAUCAACAUCUGCCUUUGCAUGCUGGGUUUCGUCCCUGGACUCCUCCACGCAUGGUACAUCAUCGCCAAAUUCCCCGAAUAUGACUACGACUCUCUUCCCCAAGAUGCCGAGGAGGGCCGAGUCACCUAUGUAAUCGUCACUUCUCCCAACGGCAGAAAGACAAGAGUUCCUGCAAAGAAUGCGCGACCUGGUCAGCAAAGUGCGUAUGGAACGACGGCUCCGAUGGCCCCGCCCGUUCAUCAGGAUCAGAACGGAACGUGGAACAAUAAUGGUGCGGAGGGAAGUAGUGGCGGUGCGGUGCCGCCUACUUAUGCCGAGGCUGUGAAGGGAGAUCAUAAGGUACAGACUAGGGAUUAA